Molecule: messenger RNA, 276 nt
Organism: Phytophthora sojae
Lineage: Eukaryota; Oomycota; Peronosporomycetes; Peronosporales; Peronosporaceae
Exons: 1
Source: RefSeq, a predicted model, not a curated record
AUGAAGAUCUCCACCGCGCUCGUCGCUGCCUUCGUGACCGUCGCUUGCCUGUUCCAAUCCACCUCCGCCGAAACCGAGGCCACGACGUUCCUCCGCGUGAACGCCAACACCCAAGGCGCCAUCUGCUACAAGGCCUGCCCAGCAGGACAGUACUGCCCCCGAGGAGAAACAAACUGCCGCGCCCCCACCGGCGACUUGUGCUUCAACCCGGCCACCAGCCUCUUUCAACACGGAUGCGACAUCGGCUUCAAGUGCACCAACGGCAAGUGCGUCUAC